Rhineura floridana is the source of this 3078-nucleotide messenger RNA. RefSeq names its product collagen type XXIII alpha 1 chain (gene COL23A1). The record is from RefSeq and is a predicted model, not a curated record. The transcript has 39 exons. NCBI's taxonomy places the organism in Eukaryota, Metazoa, Chordata, Lepidosauria, Squamata, Rhineuridae. Bases 91 to 2148 code for a protein of 685 amino acids.
AAAAGGCAUUGAAAAUACAGCAGUAUGCCUAUGAGGAUAAUGUAAUAUUGGUGCAAACUCAUUAUUUCCAAAAUAUGCCAAUAAGAAGAAAUGGUCCACCUGGAAGGCGAGGAAAGCCUGGACGACGAGGAGAUCCAGGGCCCUCUUGGACUGGAUGGCAAGCCAGGGCCUCCAGGAGCAAAAGGGGAAAAGGGUGAUCAAGGAGAGAUCGGGCCAAGGAUGGCUUUUCCUCGCCUCAGUCAUGGAUUUCUCUCUGACCAGCAUAUUUUUAGCCGACGUAUCCUUAAGGGAGAUCAAGGUAAUGAUGGCGCUGCUGGUCCACCAGGUCCUCCUGGACAGCCGGGUGCAAGAGGGCCCCCUGGAGACACAGGAAAAGAUGGCCCAAGGGGACCCCAAGGCCUUCCUGGUGAGAAAGGACAGCCUGGAGAACCUGGUAUUGUGGGUGAGCCUGGUAUUCCAGGAAAAAAAGGAGAACAAGGCAGUAUUGGGCCCAUAGGAGAGAAAGGCAAUGAAGGGCUGCCAGGGCCAAAGGGAGAACCAGGAAGCACUGGCCCAAUGGGAGACAAAGGCAUAGAUGGUCUACCAGGGCCAAAGGGAAAACCAGGAAGCAUUGGCCCAGUAGGAGAAAGAGGCAGAGAUGGGCCACCAGGGCCAAAGGGAGAACCAGGAAGCACUGGGCCAAUGGGAGAAAGAGGUAUAGAUGGUCUAUCAGGACCAAAGGGAGAACCAGGAAACAUUGGCCCAAUGGGAGACAAAGGCACAGAUGGUCUACCAGGGCCAAAGGGAGAACCAGGAAGCACUGGCCCAAUGGGAGACAAAGGCAUAGAUGGUCUACCAGGGCCAAAGGGAGAAGCAGGAAACAUUGGCCCAAUGGGAGACAAAGGCACAGAUGGUCUACCAGGGCCAAAGGGAGAACCAGGAAGCACUGGCCCAAUGGGAGACAAAGGCAUAGAUGGUCUACCAGGGCCAAAGGGAGAACCAGGAAGCACUGGCCCAGUGGGAGACAAAGGCAUAGAUGGUCUACCAGGGCCAAAGGGAGAAGCAGGAAACAUUGGCCCAACGGGAGACAAAGGCACAGAUGGUCUACCAGGGCCAAAGGGAGAACCAGGAAACAUUGGCCCAAUGGGAGAAAGAGGCACAGAUGGUCUACCAGGGCCAAAGGGUGAACCUGGUGAAAGAGGAGGAGAUGGACACAUUGGGCCAAGGGGUCCUCCAGGCCUGAAAGGAGAACAGGGUGAUACAGUAAUAAUUGACUAUGAUGGUAGAAUCUUGGAAGCUCUCAAGGCUGGAGGGAAGCUCAAAUUGACGGGCCCUCCAGGUCCUCAAGGGCCACCGGGCCCUCAAGGAGCCCCCGGACCAAAGGGGGAGCUUGGAUUGCCUGGUCCACCUGGAGUCGAUGGAGAGAAGGGUCACAAAGGUUCAAAAGGAGACCAAGGAAGCCCUGGGCUAAUAGGACUAAAAGGAGAGAGAGGAGAAAUUGGCAUGAUUGGCCCACCAGGUCCUAGAGGAUUGAAAGGAGACCAAGGAAGCCCUGGAUUAAUGGGAGAGAAAGGAGAGAUAGGAGAAAUGGGGUUGUCUGGUCCACCGGGAAUUGAUGGGCCAAAAGGAGAACCUGGUGUACCCUGUGAGCAGGAUCUCGUGCAGAUUAUACCUGAACCAGGACCUCCUGGCUUACCAGGUCAACCAGGUCCUACGGGUCCUCAAGGAAUACAGGGCCAUAAGGGUCCUCAAGGAAUUCAAGGCCAAAAGGGCUCAGAUGGUGCAAAGGGUGCAAAAGGUGAAAGUGGUCAUAAAGGCGAAAAAGGUGCCCCUGGACCACAUGGUCCUGCUGGUACUCCUGGGCUUAUUGGAUUACCAGGCACCAAAGGAGAGAAGGGAAAGCCAGGGGAACCAGGAUUAGAUGGUUUCCCAGGCCUAAGAGGAGAAAAAGGAGAAAAAAGUGAAAGAGGAGAGAAGGGAGAAAGAGGACUGCCAGGAAGAAAAGGAGCAAAAGGACAAAAAGGAGAACCAGGGCCUCCUGGAUUGGAUCAGCCUUGUCCAGUGUUCAUUUUUAAAGGGGAGCCAGGUUUACCUCAACUGGAUGGUGUGGAUAUGCUCUGCCCUUUGGGCCCAGAUGGAUUACCAGUACCAGGAUGUUGGCACAAGUGAUCCUACAAGCAUGAAUUAUGUAAAUAAUAGCGUGAUAUAUUUUAUCUUUUCUAAUUUUUAUAAAAAAGAGAGGGGAGAAAGUCACAAAAAACAAUGUCUUCAACAGUAAUAUAUUGAUCUUUUUAUACUGUAUGCUGUCAUGUAUGGAUUUCAAAGAUAUAAACAUUUCCAAAGCUCAUAGGAGAAGCAUACAUAAUAGCUACCAUUUUAUAACGGGACACUCUGAAAUCAUUGGGAAUGAUUGUUACUUGCUGUGUGGACUAACAGCACUGAGAAAAUUUGCCUAGUGUGCCUUAUUGCAUGAAGAAACUUCUCUCUUCUAAACGUUGGCUUUCAACUCUGCAAUUCUAUUGCACAUAGACACAGAUGCAAGCGGGGGAGAAAACAAAAAAGAAAAAAAAGACACACCCUUAGAAAUGAGACAAUGGUUUAUGGAUGAAUGUAGGAGGAACUUCCACCCUGGAUAAAUAACCCAAAUGUAACCACACAUGCUGCUACAUACCUCCACCUUGAAGAAAAUAGUUUCGUUCUCGGUCAUUAUGAUCAACUCUAUCAUCCGUGGCUGCUUCUCCAUAUGAAGAAAACUUUAUUGCUGGAAAAACCUCCAUUUAGCAUUCUGCAAUCUGUGACUUAAGGUGGAUUGAUUCUCUUGUGGAACUUUAUUACUGCAGAAUUGGAAAAUUUGGGGUGCCUCACUUACCAAACAGUUUUUUUAAAACACACACACAGGAGACAAUAAGACAUUCAUCUCAGUUUACAGAUUUGGAGCAAGACAUGAAUUCUGCUUAAAGCCUCUUCCAUGGCAUCAGUCUGUUGAGUGUCAACUUGUUUGUAAAAUUGGAAGUGAUUCCUGUAUGAAGUCCAAUUCUUACUUCCCUGGAUUGGCAGGGCUUGUUAUAUCAACACUGAUAAACUGGAUCUCUAUUUUUG